Daphnia carinata is the source of this 826-nucleotide messenger RNA. RefSeq lists its product as uncharacterized. The record is from RefSeq and is a predicted model, not a curated record. Lineage: Eukaryota; Metazoa; Arthropoda; Branchiopoda; Diplostraca; Daphniidae. The transcript is spliced from 4 exons. Bases 184 to 699 code for a protein of 171 amino acids.
GCCAAGCCUGUUAGAGUCUGCUGUUAAUCGAAUAGCAGACGGGUGGUCACUCACCGAGUACGCUCUGCCUUUUUGCUUCUUGGGGCCAAACUAAGAAAACAUCCAUAAAGAGUGCCCUCAUUUAAUACCUCUUAAAACUUAAACGUUGACGUUUAUUUUCGUUAUUACGAGCAUUUGUUCAUCAUGUACGGAAGGGACUCUCACGAAGAAAAAUCAGAGGAAGAAUACGAUGUCUUCGCCGAAGCGGAAAAGGAUAAGGUGGUCAAGACUUUCAGCAAAGAAUUCGCCAUUAGCCAAAUUAAAUGGAAUAAUAGGCAAGAUGGAGAACUAUUUGAAAGCUAUAAAGAACUAGUGCUCGUCGAUCCAACCGAAAACUCUGAGACAUCAACAGGAGCAGCAAAAAAAACUCUACAACAUCGGGCGCCACGUUUGAAUAGUAUUCCAGCCGGUGUCUUGUUUUCGUCACUUGCUUCUUCCAUGGCAUCGCAGGACACUUCAGUUCGGUCGGAUACGAAGAACGCUGCUAGUCACGCUGUCAUGUUUACAUCUGGCACUAAGGGUGGAGAAAUGGAUCCUGGGCACAAAAAGUUGGAUGCCGAAGCUCUCGCUUCCCAUUUUACAUCCGAACUGGGGUUGGAUAUGGAAACACGCAAUCGUUAUUUGAAGAAAUCAGCGUUCGGCAGGACGACAACCCAAUAAGACGCAAUACUCAGGCGCGCGAGAUUCUGCUUAUGGUGCCAUUUAGUAGUAAGAAACUGAGUCAAAUGAAUGCAUUCUAAAACCCAGCGUCAAUGCUGAAGAUCAUUAAAAUGAUGGGACUUUCCCA